Molecule: messenger RNA, 813 nt
Organism: Melitaea cinxia (Glanville fritillary)
Lineage: Eukaryota; Metazoa; Arthropoda; Insecta; Lepidoptera; Nymphalidae
Exons: 1
Coding region: 1-813 (270 amino acids)
Biological process (GO): DNA integration
Molecular function (GO): nucleic acid binding
Source: RefSeq, a predicted model, not a curated record
AUGUCCACAAGGGCCAUACAUUUAGAAGUUGUAAGCGACCUCACCGCUCAAGCGUUCUUACAAGCUUUUAAACGGUUUGUUGCUCGCAGAGGCCAUUGCCAAGAUAUCUGGAGCGACAAUGGAACUAGUUUCACGGGAGCAGCUGCAGAACUAAAGAAAAUGUUCGCUUCUGAAGCUGCAGGAAUAUUUAAGGAGGUAGCGGAAUCAUUGGCUAUAAAUGGAACAAACUGGCAUUUUAUCCCUCCCCAUUCACCUAAUUUCGGCGGUUUGUGGGAAGCUGGUGUAAGGUCCGUCAAAUUCCACUUAAAAAGGGUAAUCGGCGAUUCUACUCUAACUUUUGAAGAGAUGUCGACAGUCUUGGCACAAAUCGAGGCAUGUUUAAAUUCUAGGCCACUUUGUGGUGUUACUGACGAUCCGAAUGUUGAGGUUCUGACACCAGCUCAUUUUCUUGUGGGCGAUUCCUUGGUUACACCACCCGACUAUAAUUACGAGCACGAUGGAGUAGCGUCUCUUCGAAGGUGGCAGUAUACACAGCGAAUGCUUCAAUCUUUUUGGCGAAAAUGGUCUCAGGAAUAUCUAACCAAAUUCCUACACAGAUAUAAAUGGGCGACUCCAUCUUCAUCACCUGCCGUUGGUGAUAUUGUAGUAGUAAAGGAGGAUGGUUUGCCUCCUUGCAAAUGGUUAUAUGGUAGAAUUAUUGAUACUCACCCAGGUUUGGACAACGUUGUUCGGGUAGUCACGAUUAAGACGAAUAAGAACACUGUAUUAAAAAGGCCAACAUCAAAACUAUGUAUUUUGCCAAUUGAAAAAUAA